AUGAGUCACUUUCAUUUGGACCAUUGUGGCGCUCUUCCAUAUAUGACUGAAAUGGUUGGCUAUAACGGUCCCAUCUUAAUGACGCAUCCAACAAAAGCUAUAUGCCCUAUUUUGCUCGAUGAUUAUCGUAAAAUAAAUGUUGAACGCAGAGGAGAUCAAAACUUUUAUACACUUGACAUGAUUCAUCGUUGUGUCUCUAAAACUGGUUUUCCUGUAAAUAUCGAUUACAUGUUGGCUCUGACAAUUGGGUAG
Protopolystoma xenopodis is the source of this 252-nucleotide messenger RNA. NCBI's taxonomy places the organism in Eukaryota, Metazoa, Platyhelminthes, Monogenea, Polystomatidea, Polystomatidae. The record is from the annotation of a GenBank genome assembly.